This is a messenger RNA of Nicotiana tabacum (common tobacco), 4485 nucleotides long. The record is from RefSeq and is a predicted model, not a curated record. Lineage: Eukaryota; Viridiplantae; Streptophyta; Magnoliopsida; Solanales; Solanaceae.
AUGGCAUUAGAGCCAAAGUAUGGUGAGCCUGUGUCAAAACAGCGUUCUCUUCUCAUGUUUUAUCGCUCUGGGCUUCUCUCUCUCAACUUGACACAUGGAGUUGCUGUGGACUUCUCUCUCUUAAAUCAGCAUAGGCGUUGCUCUAGGCCCACUAUUGUCAAGCCACCACUUUCUUUAUCUAAACCAAAAAAAAUAAAGAACAUUCAGUUCACGUGCAAACUCAAGAACCAGGUUACACGUGUGAGAGACAGAGGUAACUUAGCUUUUGCAGUUCAAGGAACAAAUUUGGCGUGUAUUUAUCAUAAAGACAUAGCAAAUUUUCAUCGGCCAAGAGCUUUAUGGCAUCCCCAUGAUAAUGAGGUGGUACUUAAGGAACAGAGAAAGUUGUCUACACACGGGCCGAUGAAAAUCAUAUUAAAGAGCUUGGGUGGCAAAGGAAGUAAACUUCAUGUGGCAGCAGAGGAGACCAUUUCUUCCCUUAAGUCAAAGGCGUCCAAGAAGCUUGAUUUCAAACUGUCUGAGCCAGUGAAGAUAAUUUAUUGCGGGAAGGAGCUUGAAGAUGAUAAAUCUCUUUCUGCGCAGAAUGUUCCACCAAACUCUGUGCUGCAUCUUGUUCGUACUAGGAUAAAUUUGUUGCCUAGGGCACAAAAGCUUCCCGGUGAGAACAAGUCCAUGCGUCCUCCUGGGGCAUUUAAGAAAAAAUCUGAUCUUUCCGUGAAAGAUGGCCAUGUUUUCCUCAUGGAAUACUGUGAGGAGAGACCUUUGCUCCUUGGAAAUGCUGGAAUGGGUGCAAGAUUGUGUACUUAUUACCAAAAAUCAUCUCCAAAUGAUCAGAAAGGCACCUUGAUGCGCAACGAAAAUACUGGAUUGGGGAGUGUGCUCAUACUUGAUCCUGCUGAUAAAUCCCCCUUCCUUGGGGAUAUAAAACCUGGUUGUAGCCAGUCAUCCCUCGAAACAAAUAUGUACAGGGCACCAAUUUUUCAGCAGAAGGUCUCAUCAACUGAUUAUUUGUUGGUUCGCUCAGCAAAGGGUAAGCUGUCCAUAAGGCGGAUAGACAGGAUUGAUGUCGUAGGGCAACAGGAGCCUCACAUGGAGGUAAUCUCUCCCGGAUCCAAAGGUGUUCAGACCUACAUAAUGAACAGAUUAUUGGUCUAUAUGUAUCGUGAAUUUCGUGCUAUUGAAAAACGGGGUUCACGUCCUUUCAUCCGCGCGGAUGAGCUGUCUGCACAGUUCCCUAGCUUGUCAGAGGCCUUUCUUAGGAAAAGGCUCAAACAUUGUGCUGAUUUGCAGAGAAGAUCAAAUGGACAGCUCCAAUGGGUUAUGAGGUUCAAUUUUCGGAUUCCGUCCGAGGAGGAACUGAGGAGGCUGGUUUCACCGGAAAGUGUGUGUGCAUAUGAAAGCAUGCAAGCUGGUCUUUAUAGGCUUAAGCGCCUAGGUAUUACGCGGCUAACUCAUCCUACAGGCCUAUCAGCUGCAAUGAAUCAGCUCCCAGAUGAAGCAAUUGCUUUAGCUGCUGCAUCGCAUAUUGAAAGGGAGCUUCAAAUCACACCUUGGAACUUGAGUAGCAACUUUGUUGCCUGUACAAACCAGGAUAGAGAAAAUAUUGAGCGACUGGAAAUUACUGGUGUUGGUGAUCCAUCCGGUCGGGGAUUAGGGUUCAGUUACGUCCGCACCACUCCUAAGGCACCAAUAUCAAAUGCAAUCUCCAAGAAAAAAGCAGUUGUUGCUAAAGGGUCAACAGUAACAGGCACUGAUGCAGAUCUAAGAAGACUGAGCAUGGAAGCUGCACGCGAGGUUCUUCUCAAGUUUAAUGUUCCAGAGGAGCAGAUUGCUAAACUAACAAGGUGGCACCGAAUUGCUAUGAUUCGCAAGCUCUCCAGCGAGCAAGCUGCAUCAGGUGUCAAAGUUGAUCCGACAACGAUAAGCAAAUAUGCACAUGGGCAGCGCAUGUCCUUUUUGCAGCUGCAGCAGCAAACCAGAGAAAAAUGUCAGGAGAUCUGGGACCGACAAGUCCAAAAUCUUAGUGCUGUUGAUGGUGAAGAAAAUGAGAGUGACUCUGAAGUGAACAGUGACCUGGACUCAUUUGCUGGUGACUUGGAAAAUCUUCUUGACGCAGAGGAAUGCGAGGAUGGUGAGGAGGGUAGUCAUGAGCCCAAACAUGAUAAUGUAGACGGUGUCAAAGGACUCAAGAUGAGAAGACGCUCCAUUCAAGCUCAGGUGGAAGAGGAAAUCGAGGAUGAGGCAGCUGAAGCUGCAGAAUUAUGCCGCAUGCUCAUGGAUGAUGAAGAAGCUGAUCGAAAGAAGAAAAAAAAGGAGAAAGUCAUGGGGGAGCAAAUUGGUGUCAUGCCAGAUUUAAGAUACAGGUUUGGUACAGAAAGCACUGAUCGGGGUAAAAAACCUCAAAUAUUUUCCAAGCCAAGCAUCAAGUCUGAUCGGUCAAAUGCAUUGGAUUUCACUGGAGAUCAGAAGGAGGCUGAAGUGUUUUCUACUAAAAGAACCCUAUCUAGCAAGGUGAAACCCAAGAAAAAAUUUGAUAUCGUGGACACUGGAUUAUUCAAUAAAAAGGUUAAAAUACUAGGGGAUGGAAUAAAGCCCGUGAAAGAGAAGAAGUCAGCAAGAGACAGUUUUGUCUGUGGGGCCUGUGGUCAGCUUGGUCACAUGAGAACUAAUAAGAAUUGUCCCAAGUAUGGGGAAGAUGUGGAUGCACGAGCAGAAAGCACUGAUUUGGAAAAGACUACAGGAAAAGCUAUUAGUUCUAUCGAUCCCUUGGAUCAUCCACAGAUCUUCUCAAAGAAAGUCAUCCAAAAAAGUGGAACAAAGAAUGUGAUGAUCGAAGCUCAUGAGGAUGAUAAUUCCAGUUCAAAGGCCAAAGUUCUGAAGGUCAAAUGUGGCUCAACCGACAAGCUUCUUGAUAAACCUACUCCUGCCACCUCAUUUAAUUCUGACAUGCCAGUGACUUCAGAUGCUGAAACUGGAACUGUACCACCCCCCAUAAAAUUCAAUAAAAUAAAGUUUUCAAAUAAGAUGAGAGCAGAGGAUAUUUCCAAUGAAGCUCACAAGCCCUCUAUUCUGAUAAGGCCACCAACAGAAACUGCAGACUCACAUCGCAGCAAGAAAAUUGUAAUUAAGCAACUUAAGGACUCUGCAAGUGUGGAUGAAAGCUUUCUGGAAGGAAGCAGUGGCAUGGAUUUCAGGAAGACAAAGAAAAUCAAUGAAUUGUCGUACUUGGGGCAGCAAGAUAGGGAACACUUUUAUGAAGAGGCUUUAGAAAGGAAAAGAAUGGAUGAUAAGCGAUUAUGGGAAGAGGAAGAGAGGAGGAGAGUUGCUGUGAGACAAAGAGAAGAAAGAGCCAAAAUGAUAUAUGAGCGACAGAAGGCACUAGAGGAGCAGGAGAAAUUAGCGGCAAUUGAAAGCUAUCAAGAUGCCAUAAGAAGAGAGAGGGAAGAAGAAGAACGUCUAAAGGAAAAGAAGAAGAAAAAGAAGAAGCCUGAAAUAAGAGAUGAUUACUUGGACGAUUUUCUUCCCAGAAGAAAUGACAGAAGGAUACCAGAUCGAGACAGAUCGGUGAAGCGGAGGCAACCUUUAGAGUCCGGAAGGCAUGCUAAAGAGCAUGCACCGCCAGCAAAGCGCCGAAGAGCGGGAGAGGUUGGUUUGUCAAAUAUUUUGGAAGAAAUUGUUGACACACUGAAGUCAAAUGUGGAAGUAUCUUACCUCUUCUUAAAACCAGUGACCCGAAAAGAAGCUCCAGAUUAUCACAAGUAUGUAAAGCGUCCUAUGGACCUAUCUACAAUCAAAGAGAAGGCCAGGAAACUAGAAUAUAAAAACCGCGGGCAAUUCAGGCAUGAUGUGGCACAGAUCACCAUCAAUGCACAUAUAUACAAUGAUGGGCGCAACCCAGGUAUUCCCCCUCUUGCUGAUCAGCUUCUAGAGAUUUGUGACUACUUGCUGGAAGAGAAUGAUUCCAUCUUAGCUGAAGCUGAAGCUGGUAUUGAGCGAUAAUACUUCAUAUUUGGACGGACCCUUGUCUCUGUUGGAUUUUAAGCGCCAUUAAGCAAGCUUUCAUCGGUCACUCAUGAUCUAGUAGUUUCAGCAACUGGAUAGCUGUCUAUUGUACAGCGAUCAGAGGAUAGAUCUUUUGGAUGUCGUAGUUGCAGGCUUGCAGCUACCCGAAACAUGUAUCAGAUGAUGAAGACGUGACUGAAGGGAUCGUAUUCUAACUGUUUAUAAUGGAAUUUAGUAGCUGAUAAUGCAGUGCACCAUUUUGUUCUACCUCAUAGUUAAUGUGGAAAGGCAACAAGACAAUGGGGUGUGGAUGAGAGAAUGAUUAGUGUAUCUUAAUGUGUACAGUGGGAGCUCAGUUAUGUUUGCCCCUUUCAGCUAUGUGAAUAGAAUGAAAUUUCAGCUAAUCAAUUGGAUUUAUUCCUCAUAGUACAUCUUGCUGUUUUAACUUUUGUGAAUUUUAAAUUAUGUGAAUUAUGUUGAUUU